AGUCACAGAACAUUACCAUGGCAGAAGGACUGCCCAGUGAUGCGAAGGGGGCUGUACUGAUGCCCAGCGACUCCCUACCCGAAGGCACGCCCCAGGUCAGAGGUUAUGACUUCAAUCGCGGGGUCAACUAUGAGGCUCUGCUACAAAAGCUACAUGACCACUGGCUUCCAGGCCCUGCACUAUGGCCAGGCUGUACGGGAGGUCAACAACAUGAUGGAAACAAAGCUUUCAUCCCCUGGGGGAUGUGUCAUCUUACUGGGAUACACUUCCAAUCUGAUCAGCUCCGGUGUGCGAGAGAUCAUCCGUUAUUUGGCAGAACACAACAUGGUUGAUGUCAUUGUAACAACAGCAGGUGGCAUAGAAGAGGACUUGAUAAAAUGUCUUGCACCCACAUACUUGGGGGACUUCAGCAUGAAGGGGGCAGAUUUAAGGCCAAAGGGCAUCAACAGGAUCGGUAAUCUUCUUGUUCCAAAUAAUAAUUACUGUCUGUUUGAGGACUGGAUCACCCCAAUACUGGACCAGAUGGUGUUAGAGCAAGACACUGAGGGGACUAAGUGGACACCAUCUAAGAUGAUUGCUCGUCUAGGGAAAGAAAUUAAUCACCCAGACUCUGUCUAUUACUGGGCCUAUAAGAACAAUAUCCCUGUGUACAGCCCAGCACUGACAGAUGGCUCUCUGGGUGAUAUGCUCUAUUUCCAUUCGUACAAGAAUCCUGGCUUAAAGUUGGACAUUGUAGAAGAUAUCCGCCGGCUGAAUUCCUCUGUGGUCUUUGCCAAAAAGACGGGAAUGAUCAUUUUGGGAGGAGGAUUAGUUAAACACCACAUUUGCAAUGCUAAUCUCAUGAGGAAUGGUGCAGAUUAUGCCGUGUAUAUCAACACAGCGCAGGAAUUUGAUGGUUCGGACGCUGGUGCCAGACCUGAUGAAGCAGUGUCAUGGGGGAAGAUUCGCAUGGAUGCCAACCCAGUCAAGGUCUAUGCAGAUGCCACCCUGGUAUUUCCUCUGCUGGUGGCACAGACGUUUGCGCAGAGACAUGCAGAUUUCACAAAGCAGAAAGACCAGGAUCCAUAA
Staurois parvus is the source of this 1068-nucleotide messenger RNA. The record is from the annotation of a GenBank genome assembly. Lineage: Eukaryota; Metazoa; Chordata; Amphibia; Anura; Ranidae.